Molecule: messenger RNA, 609 nt
Organism: Trichoderma atroviride IMI 206040
Lineage: Eukaryota; Fungi; Ascomycota; Sordariomycetes; Hypocreales; Hypocreaceae
Source: RefSeq, a predicted model, not a curated record
AUGGCUUUCAAGAAUAUGUUCGUCGCCGCCCUGGCUGCUCUGCCUGCCGCCUUUGCCUCUCCCAUCGAGCUUGAGCCUCGCGGCUGUACCUACGGCGGACCCUACCAGAACUUCCCCCCCAUGAGCUCUUGGCUGCCCUGGACUACUGUUUUCGGCCUUUAUGAGCAGACCAUGGUCAACGCAGGCUCCAGCUGGGACGAUGUUGGCCGUAUCAACGUGGCUAUUAGCCAAGCUGCCGCGAGCAUUGGUGUUGAUGAGCGUGUUAUCCUCGCCAUCAUUCUCCAAGAGAGCACAGGUUAUGUCGGUGUCGAGUGCACCGGUGGAGAUGACUGUGGAUUAAUGCAGUGCGAAGGAUGUCCUUCAUUCCAGGGCCAGAAUGAGCUGUCUCAGUCGCAAACCUCUUCCAUGAUCAACGGUGGAACUCAGCACUUCAAGCAGAACUUGGAGGACUGGGGAAACCAGUGGGCUACCUCAUCUAUCUACCCUGCCCUCCGUGAAUACAACUCAGGCAGUGUCAACAGCGGCGAUCUCAGUCAAGCUGCCGGUGGCUUCGGCGUGCCUUGCUACGUCAGUGACGUUGCCCGCCGCAUGAUGGGCCAGGUCUUCUAA